AUGAAGAAAGAAAACAAGCAUAGUGCUGCAGAGACACUGAGUUUAGAGAGGAUAAAGCGGCCCAAACUCGUCCGUGGGCUUGACGACACAGAUGCAGACACAGCCGUUGAUGAGGAUGGCAGUAUGGCGGCAGGCGACAUGGAUGACGAUGAUGAUGACAGUGACUGGGAUGCAGGUGAUAAGAGCGACUGUUCCUCGGACGCCGGCUGCGAUGACGACAAAGAUGAUCACGAAACUUUGGCAACCAUUUUCCAGGACCUGAAAGAACGAGCUGCAAGCAAGAGGGCGAGCCGCGCCACGACCCAACACAGCCCUUCGGUCACAAUAACAGACACAGCAUUCUUUCAGGGAUCACCGCCGCCAUAUACCUCAGGCGUCAGCAGCCCCCUAGAACGCGGCGGAGCUUUUUAA
Molecule: messenger RNA, 411 nt
Organism: Canariomyces notabilis
Lineage: Eukaryota; Fungi; Ascomycota; Sordariomycetes; Sordariales; Chaetomiaceae
Exons: 1
Coding region: 1-411 (136 amino acids)
Source: RefSeq, a predicted model, not a curated record